AUGUCUGGGUUCGAAAUAGCUGGGGUAGUUUUGGGAUCGCUGCCGUUGGUGAUAGUGGCUCUGGAGCACUAUGCUGAAGGGCUUUCAACAAUCAAAAGUAUGCAAAAGUACGAGGAAGCAUUUGAGUGUCUUCAUGCUUCUUUUGUAACCAACGCUUGCAUAUACAGGAACUCAUGCGAAGAGCUUCUGGGUCCAUUAGCUCUUUCAGAUGCUCAAGUAUGUCAGCUACUCGAAGACCAUGACAGCUCGUCAUGGGAGGAUGCUGACCUCAACGACGCUCUGCGCAAUCGAUUGGGAAACAAUUACUUGCCAUUCAAGUCCUCAGUCAAGCAGCUGAACAAGAAGAUCAAUCUCUUUGCGCGGAAAUUGCAACUAUGCGAUAACUUUCAGGAGGCCUCAAGACGAAGCACUACAAGCAACUGCUAUCAUCCAUCGAAGAGGACAUCGGCCGCAUCGCCAGCCUUACUGCAGGAGCAAUUGCGCUUGAACCUCUACGACUUCAAAGAAGACGUAAAGCCAACACGGAAUAUCUUCUGA
This is a messenger RNA of Alternaria conjuncta, 537 nucleotides long. RefSeq lists its product as uncharacterized. The transcript has 3 exons. Lineage: Eukaryota; Fungi; Ascomycota; Dothideomycetes; Pleosporales; Pleosporaceae. The coding region runs from base 1 to 537 and encodes 178 amino acids. The record is from RefSeq and is a predicted model, not a curated record.